Batrachochytrium dendrobatidis JAM81 is the source of this 903-nucleotide messenger RNA. RefSeq lists its product as uncharacterized. The record is from RefSeq and is a predicted model, not a curated record. Lineage: Eukaryota; Fungi; Chytridiomycota; Chytridiomycetes; Rhizophydiales. The transcript has 6 exons. The coding region runs from base 1 to 903 and encodes 300 amino acids. Gene Ontology annotation, cellular component: MIS12/MIND type complex. Gene Ontology annotation, biological process: cell division; mitotic sister chromatid segregation.
AUGCCUACAUCAGAUACUCCUCGCAUCAUCAAGAAUAAAAAGUUUCGAGAAGAGGGUGGUCGUCGACGUAGAUCGAGUUUAGGACUGCGUGGAAAGCGUAUCUCAUCAUUGGAUAGCAGUAUUACAGGGCUACCACACGAGACAAUUGAACCCCAGCAAUAUUAUCGUUUACUAGAUGCAGAACAGUCUGACCCAAUUCGUAUGCGACAGCUGCUUGUAUGGUGCUCACAAAAAGCAAUGCAAACACUUCCCAAUCGAAUGUCAAGUAGCUGUGGAUCUGUAGAUUUAAUUGUUCGAGAAAUUCAAUUAGAAAUUAUUGCUGCGUUGCACUCUAGAGAAAUCAACGUUUCUUGGUAUCACCGUCCGACUGAUGGGAUUGAGACGGCUCAAGAAAAUGCAACAGUAAAAUCCAACUCGGGUAAAUUACCACAUCCUGCAAAUACGGAACAUGCUGCAAAUAUUAUUUUGUUCAAGAAGCAACGUGCUGCUUAUCAGUUGGAGGAAGAUCAGUGGAAAUCGGUGAUUGAACGACACAACAAGGAGCACGAAAUUCUAAAAGCUGCGGAAGCUCAAAAUGUCAUAAUCUCAUACGAUACAUCAGAAAUUGCAAACUACAUGCCACCUCGUUUUGAAUCUGUCAUGAAAAAUAGCCUUUCAACUGAACUUUCUGAUUUUUCCAAAGUAAUAACAAAUGACAUGCUUUUAAAUGUGCACCAUUUACAAGAUACAAUCCACCGCUACCAGAUUGCAAGCGAUGUCCUUGGCGAGUCGUGUGAGUCUACAUAUGCACGUAUGUUGCGUGCUUUUGAACUGCGAGAUGCUCAAGAAGCCAAGAAUAUAGAUCCGGUUGAUCUGCUCAAGCUAUUUUCUACCGCUUCAUCAGCAACAGUUUCAACUUCUUGA